AUGUUCAACAAGAUCGUUGCUGUUGUCACCGCUGUUGUUGGCGCUAGCUCCUUGUUGGCUGGUGUAGCUGCCCUACCCACCAACAUCACCGAGUCUGCGGUUGGAGCGCGCUCGAUCAACCCUGCCGGUAACCACGUCGGACAAUUGACUUACUUCGAUAUUGGUCUUGGCGCUUGUGGCUGGCGGAACACGAACACUGAAUGGGUUGCUGCCAUCUCUCACGAGCUCUACGACAACUGGCCAGGCUACACCGGUGGAAACCCCAACAAUAACCCUGUCUGCACCACUCCCCACACUGCUGACAUCACCUACGGCGGCAAGACCAUCCGUGUCGGAAUCGUCGACCGUUGCGAAGGCUGCGCUCUCUGGGACGUCGAUCUUUCGCCUUCUGCCUUCCAACAGGUGCCGUACUUUCCCGAGUUUUUCGAUCCAUCAAAAAAACUGACUUUGCUUUGUAAACAACCCAGUUUGCUCCGUUGGCUUCCGGUCGUCUCUAUGGUGCUACGUGGCACUUCAACUAAAGACUCGCACGCUAUUGCGGGUCACGUCGGUGUAAAAUCGGGCUGGCUGUAG
This is a messenger RNA of Rhizoctonia solani, 573 nucleotides long. RefSeq lists its product as uncharacterized. The record is from RefSeq and is a predicted model, not a curated record. The transcript is spliced from 8 exons. The coding region runs from base 1 to 573 and encodes 190 amino acids. Lineage: Eukaryota; Fungi; Basidiomycota; Agaricomycetes; Cantharellales; Ceratobasidiaceae.